Episyrphus balteatus (marmalade hoverfly) is the source of this 1680-nucleotide messenger RNA. RefSeq lists its product as uncharacterized. Bases 1 to 1632 code for a protein of 543 amino acids. The transcript is spliced from 8 exons. NCBI's taxonomy places the organism in Eukaryota, Metazoa, Arthropoda, Insecta, Diptera, Syrphidae. The record is from RefSeq and is a predicted model, not a curated record.
AUGCAUGGGAACGCCUUACGAUAUCAAAAUCGAUCGAAUGGAAAAUUCGAAAAAAAUGUCAUAUGCGUAGCCGGGCGUGCAAUGUGGAAUAUAUUGCAUGACAAAGAAGAUGGCCAGCUUAGUGGCCGAAGGUCUUUGCAAGAGGAUAUAUCCGCGAGCACCCAAAAUAUGAAACGGAUAAUUUUGAGAUUUAUUUUACUAUUCGGAUUGGUAAAUGUCUUAAACGCGGCUCCGCGACGGUCAAAUAGGAUCAAAAUCGAUCCAAACUAUUUGAAAGCCUUGAUGGCUUAUAAAAAAUUAGAACCGAAAAUGACGCGACGUGAGUUAAAAACUAUUACCACAAUUGGAAUAUUAAAUGGAGCCUUGAAAGCUGAAAAAGAAAUGGAGAAACACCUGACAGGAUUAGUCACAGAUUUAAUCCUUAAUACAAAUAUAUCAGAUAAAUCAACAGCUCUACCGAAAAUAACAAAAAUCCAGGACACAAUUGAGAGAGAUAAAAAUGCUGUACAUAUUUUGACAGGUGCUAUGGAUUUGGCAACGAAAUCUAUGAGUGUAAAGGAGUACAAGGAAGAAUUGCAGAAAACUUUAGACGAACAUAAAAGUCAUAAACGAGAAACAAGAAAUCAAAAGAAGGAUAUCGAUAUGCCAAGAUUGAAGGCAGCCAUUUUGGAUCAUGUCCUCAAUAUUCAAAGGCAAAUUAUAAAGAAAAUUGAUGGAACUUUGAAAUAUUUGGAGGAUAAUGAUGAGUUGGAUAUGAUCAAGGUUAAUAAAAAGCGGAAUGCUGAUGAGGAGGGAAAUAAUUUGAAGGAGUUUUUUGCAGAGGAUAAAGUGGAAAAUAAUUUAAUUGAUACAGAUAAUAAAUCAGUAUCGGAUACGGAAGGAAGGAUUAUGAACAAACCUUCAAAUAUUGAACCGAAUGAAACUUUUGAAUUCAAUACAAAUGAUGAAAGUAAUAAGACAGCAAACCAAAUGGAAGGAUCCGAUGAAGAUAAUGGCGAAGGUGGGGCAGCACCUGGAGGACUAGUUGGUUUAAUAGCAAGUUUAAGUGGAGGUGAAGGAGGUUCAGAUAUUGGAGCGUUAGUUGGAGCAUUAACUGGUGUCAUAGCACAGAUUUUCGGGCCUGGAGGUCUGGAUAUUGAGUCUUUAAUUAGUACUGGAACGUCCUUAAUCUCAGGUUUACUUUCUGGUGACAAAAAUUUCGGAACUGUUUUAGGUGAAUAUGUUGGAACAGCAUUUGAUGGUCUCUCAGGAGGUGGUGGAGCAAUAAAUAAUGGCAAAUUUAUUGGAAAUCUUCUCGGAACAAUUGUGGCAUCUCUUAGCGCUGAUCCCGAAGACGAUGAUCAACCUCCAAAACCAUUAGUCUUCCUUCAGACUUUCCUCAAAACAUUCCAAGAAGCCAAAAAUCGUGCAGGUACACCCGAAGAUGGUCAGGAAGCUAUGCCAGCACAUCCAAUGGGUGGAUCAGAUUCGUUUGGGUUCGUUAAACAAAUUAUUUCCGCGUUAGUAGGUGGAGUAACAAGCUUGGUAUUGAAUGCUGCCUUAGGUGCAUCUGGUGGAUCAUCACAGGCAUCAACAUCUGCGUUAGCUAGUUCAUCGCAUCCCCAUCCGCCAGCUCACAAGCCAACAUGGUAGUUUUUUAAGUUCAUUUUUAUAGUUCAUCACCAUUUUCCCGUUAAGACU